Molecule: messenger RNA, 4065 nt
Organism: Python bivittatus (Burmese python)
Lineage: Eukaryota; Metazoa; Chordata; Lepidosauria; Squamata; Pythonidae
Gene: CYP2U1
Product: cytochrome P450 family 2 subfamily U member 1
Biological process (GO): xenobiotic metabolic process
Cellular component (GO): cytoplasm; intracellular membrane-bounded organelle
Molecular function (GO): heme binding; iron ion binding; oxidoreductase activity, acting on paired donors, with incorporation or reduction of molecular oxygen, reduced flavin or flavoprotein as one donor, and incorporation of one atom of oxygen
Source: RefSeq, a predicted model, not a curated record
CCGCUGACGGGUUGCCCGCCGGCGCCGCGCUGGAUCUGCUGCCGGGCUCGCCGUUUGCGUCGGAAAGGAUGGCCGCGGGCGCCAGCGCUGAGGAGCCGCUGCCGUCGCCGGCGCCUUUUACCUCGGAUACCGCGAGGUGGGCGAUGCUUGCGACCGCCGGGCUGCUGGUGGCGUUGUGGUGGCUGCUGGGCCGCCGGACGCUGCAGCGACUUCCCCCGGGCCCCAAGGGCUGGCCCCUGGUGGGCAACUUCGCCUUCGCCCUGCUGCCCAAAAGGCUGACAGGCGCCCUCUUUGACCUGCCGCCCCUCAAGGACGAGGAGAGCUGCGGCCCGGGCGCGCGUGCAGAGCCGCUGCCGCUGCAUCUGCUGCUCACCGGGUUGGCCAAGAUGUACGGCAGCAUCUUCCGAAUCGCCUUGGGCAGCCGCCACCUGAUCGUGCUGAACGACUUCGAGACCGUCCGGGACGCGCUGGUCACCCAGUCCGAGGUCUUCAGCGACCGCCCCACUGUGCCCAUCGUGACCAUCGUCACCAGGAAGAAGGGUUUGGUGUUUGCACCUUAUGGCCCAGUGUGGAAAAAACAAAGGAAGUUUUCCCACUCAACUCUCCGUCACUUUGGAUUAGGAAAGCACAAUUUGGAGCCUAAAAUCAUUGAGGAAUUCAAGUAUGUGAAAGAAGAGAUCCUGAAACAUGGAAAGGAACAAUUCAAUCCUUUCCCUAUUAUUGGCAAUGCAGUGUCCAAUGUGAUCUGCUCAAUGAUCUUCGGUAGGCGCUUUGAUUAUGACGAUGCACAGUUCAAGCGCAUGCUGAGGCUUAUGUCACAUGCGCUAGAGAGCAGCGUGAAUAGUCAGAUGCUCUUGGUCAACAUCAGCCCUUGGCUAUAUUAUCUUCCUUUUGGGGCUUUCCGAGAAUUCAGGCAGAAUGUGCUGGAUAUCACAGAUUUCUUGAAGAACAUCAUUAGACAACACAGGGAAAGCCUGGAUGCUCAGUAUCCUCGAGAUUUCAUUGAUAUGUAUCUCCUGCAUUCAGAUGAGGAAAAGAAGAUCAAUGGGGAAAGUAGCUUUAAUGAAGACUACCUGUUUUUCAUUAUUGGAGACCUUUUCAUUGCAGGCACAGACACUACAUCCAACACACUACUCUGGAGCCUUCUUUACAUGUCGCUUCACCCACAAGAGCAAAGAAAUGUUCAAGAAGAAAUCGAUUUGGUAAUUGGGUGCAACAGGCCUCCUACCCUGGCUGAUAAGGUACACAUGCCCUUAACAGAAGCAACUAUUAUGGAAGUCCAAAGGUUGACAGUGGUUGUCCCUCUUUCUAUUCCUCGGAUGGCCUCAGAAACUGCUGAGCUUCAGGGAUACACUAUUCCAAAGGGCAGUGUAAUCAUUCCUAACUUGUGGUCUGUGCACAGAGAUCCCAACAAAUGGGAGAAUCCAAAUGUUUUUCACCCAGCAAGAUUCUUGGAUGAGAACGGCCACCUCCUCAAAAAAGAAUCAUUUAUUCCUUUUGGAAUUGGCAAACGUGUGUGCAUGGGAGAACAGCUUGCCAAGAUGGAGCUUUUCUUGAUGUUUGUGAGCCUUUUGCAAAGUUUCACCUUUCUGUAUCCUCCAGGCUUAAAGAAGCCAUCAAUGAAAGGAAGAUUUGGCCUGACAUUAGCUCCCUUUCCAUUCAAACUUAUUGCCUUAAAGAGAUGAGGAAACCUCAAAGAAAAACGCUGCACCAAUGUUCAUAUUAUAUGAAAUUCAGGGCUAUAAAUGAAAUGCAUUUCACCAAAACACAGUCACUAGCCCAAAGCAGGCUAGGGAAUUUUCAACCCAUGGGGUAUGUAAAAAUUAUCAAGCACUUUCUCCUUAGCUCAAGCUGUCCCCCACUUGAUGUGCUGAAACUCUUCAACCAUAGGAAACAAACGGAAGUAUAUAGUCCUCAGGAGCUGCAGAGUAACAAGAGAAAGUUGGGGCAGCAACACUUAAGGGAACCUUUGGUUAUCAAAUGGCUUUUAUGUUAGAGAAAAAGCAGAGGAAAAGACUUGGAAAUCUAACUUGCACAUGACAAAGUGAGGGUGCAUAGCAAAUUGUCUUAUAAACCAGAGUUGGGGGGAUGUUUUGUUGGGUGAUUCUGACCUUUCUUCGCUUUCAGUAGGAAAACAGCUUUCCUACACAUUUCAGAUGCUAAUUCAGUCCUUGGGCUGGCUCCUUUCAAAUGCUUCAGGAAGGCUGCUUUUAAAAAAAAAGAAUGUAAAGCAUCAUACAUAUACAGAUGUGUUCAAUUAAAUGAAUAUUUCAUCCUUGUUUUAAUAAUAAAGGCAAAUGUUACUUUUAAAAGGUGAAGAACAUCUCCAGGGGAGAUGGGUAAUGAUGCUAUUGAUUCUGGAUGAUCAUCACUGUACCCAACUACUUCUGCUUCAGCCAUCCAGAAUGUGUUUCCUCUGCUUAUCAGGAAGAACAAAAUAUAGUGAGUGGACUUCCACAACUCAAUUUUUUAAUAUAUAUUUUCUGAGAUUUAGCUCAUGGUAUCUCUGUUUAUUGUUUGCUAAAAGCACAUGCCUUGUUGGCAUAACUUUGGUUAUUUCUCACUGCUCACAUUCUGAGUUUAUUGUAGAUUAGUGUUAAGCUCAAGCUGAUUUAACCUGCAAGUCACCCAAAACAUCUAUGUUGAAAAUGUUUAAUACAUAGGUAUAGGUGCCAUAGGAAGCAGUACUAGCAUGGUCAAGUUGUACUGCCUCAAGUAAGCAUAGGAAACACAAUGAUAAAUAUCUAAAAUAGGAUUUCAUUGGGCAGGAGAUGUACGUGCCUCUAGCACCUUAAUACCCAGCCAUUUCUAUUGGAGAACACUUGACUAGCUAUAGUUGUUAUUAUGGCAUGGAGUACAUAAAAUAAUUCAACUGACAAAUAUUUAAUUUUGGGUUUUGGGGCAUAAAAUUUAGUUUAAAAAGGCCGUUAGAAAUGAAAGAUGAGGAAUGCAACCCUAAUCCUAUUUGCCAAAACAUUUGAAAUCCCAUGCUCUUAAAUACAAAAAUGUAGAGAGAGGGAUGUUAAUUGCUGGUUCCUGCAUUUUCUGUAUGUUUAUUUCAUGGUCCACAAUUUCAAGAAUGCUUUGAGAAAGACUUAGACACUAUCUAGUAUAAUAAUAAUAAAGAUAUACUUGAAUUUAUCCCCAUUUUUUAUGCUAUACAUGAGAGAAAGCCUUUUCCUAGUGUGCUCCCUUACAUUUCCCUCUCCUAUCUUCAUGGCAAUACGGAAAUAUAAAUGAUGAUGCACUUACUCAUGUUUAAAAAGAAUUUUAAUUGCUGUGGUCUGCAUUCUAAAAAUAAAAUAAAAAAAAUUUCCAGGGGCAAUCUAAGAAAAGUAACUGUUCCCCUUCAUGCAUGCUACCCUAACAAAUUCAGAAAAAAGAAAUCAUACUGCCAAAAUUUGGGGCUUGCCCGUUUUGAUGGAAGAUAACUAAUUGAAAAUGGAAAGUUUUCAUUCAGUCAGUUCAAAGAGAAGCUGCAUAACAGAUUAGCAGGUUUGAAGAAUACACUGGAGCAUUUUUUGUUUGCCUAUGGUUCAUUGCAUGAACCACAGUUGACUGGUUCAUACAACACAGAAUUAAACAUUAAAGAAGGUGCAUUAUGAUGUGGUGUGAUAUGAGCUAAAUUGCAGAAUGGAUGAGCCUUUAAGGAGAAGACUCGGACAUCUUGGACAAUCCUUAUCCUUCAUUUGCACUAACUUUUAGAGGAGUGCUAUUACGGCAGAUAAUGUUAUGGGGCAAAAUACAACUGAUCCUUGGUAUGGCAUAUAUGUCCUUUUGUAAUCAAGCAAUCUUACUGAAGCAGUUUUUAAUUUUAUCAAAUUCCAAAGUUCUGUAUUUCUGUAUUUUGGAAGGCAUUAAAAUCCUAUUCGCUGGCUAUAUUAGUUGCCUAUAUCUUGCUGAAGUUUAUAUUAUCUGUUGUCUUUUUCAAAAUGAAUGCCUUGUUUAGAAUUUUAGGAUGGAGAAUGUAAAACCUAAGAUCUGAAAUCAUGGAUUGCUUUUUUUUGAAGGUGCCUAUACUUCCACACACAGUGUGAAAUAUGUUUCUUGGUGCAAGUAUCUGUC